Molecule: messenger RNA, 363 nt
Organism: Serendipita indica DSM 11827
Lineage: Eukaryota; Fungi; Basidiomycota; Agaricomycetes; Sebacinales; Serendipitaceae
Source: the annotation of a GenBank genome assembly
AUGGACAUUUCCAAACUACACAAGACCGCCGGCGCUCAGGACGCAGAUGAGAGUGCCGCAAAGGCACAGAAAGCCGCACAAGAGGAGCAAGCAAAACGAGAUAUGCUCGCCACGCUGCUCGAGUCAGACGCCCGCGAGCGCCUAAAUCGUAUCGCACUCGUCAACCCACAGUUGAGCAACCAAGUCGAGCUCAUCCUCGUUCGCAUGUUCCAGUCGGGUCAGCUCCGGGGCCGCGUCUCGGAGAAACAGCUUAUUGAUCUCUUGGAUCAAGCCGAUGGUGCACAAAGUGGCUCUGCACCCAAAAAAGGGAGCAUCGUCUUUCAACGACGAAGGGAUAUAGACGACGACGAUUGGGAUAUAUAA